CAUGCCACAUCAGCCGUACAAAUAGAGUUGUGUUCAUGCAAGCUUCCAAGCUCGGGCCCACGUUUAUUCAGUCACUAGGUUCAUACCAGGUUACUCCCCAGUAAAAUAAACAAGUGGGAGCUCGAUUCGUGAUCUGCUAUCGUCACACCCACCAACUACUAUGUCUUCCUUCACUUAUCAGUUUGACACACCGAGCUACAAGGGCACCUCAACGGUCUCCACUGGCCUAUUUAUCAAUGGAAAGUUUGUUGAACCUGUAGAGAAGGGCACGAUUGAAGUCGUGAAUCCGGUCAAUGGAAAGGUCAUAACCUCGGUCGCAGCCGGCACUGCUGCAGAUAUCGACAUUGCCGCUCGGGCCGCAAGGAAGGCUUACAAAGAGCGCUGGGGCUUGAAAGUACCUGGUGUACAAAGGGGUAGAAUGCUCAACAAACUUGCAGACCUCCUCGAAGCCAACGCUGAUGAAUUUGCUGCCUUGGAGGCUUUGGACGUAGGUAAAGCCUUUAGGGUGGCCCGGAAUGGUGAUAUGUCUGGUUCUAUCGCUGCCCUGAGGUACUAUGCGGGAUGGGCGGACAAGAUUCAAGGGAAAACUAUCGAGACGAACGCAAAGAAGCUGGCUUACACGCGCCACGAGCCCGUUGGAGUGGUGGGCGCCAUAGUUCCUUGGAACUUCCCUCUCACGAUGUUAUCGUUCAAGAUCGGCCCAGCUCUAGCAGCAGGAAACGCCGUCAUCGUGAAACCCUCUGAACUGACACCAUUGACUGCGCUUCGUCUCUGUCCUUUGUUUGUUGAAGCGGGAUUCCCUGAUGGUGUCAUCAAUGUUGUCAACGGCUACGGUAGUACUGCUGGUCAAGCCCUCAGUGAACACAUGGCCGUCGACAAAAUAACUUUCACAGGGAGCACACUGACUGGGCGCAAGAUCAUGGAAACGGCUUCCAAGACUAAUCUAAAAAAGGUUACUCUCGAGCUUGGCGGUAAGAGCCCCAGUGUCAUAUUCGACGAUGUAGACCUGGAGCAGACCGUAAAGUGGGUCUCACACGGAAUAUUCAUGAAUCACGGACAAGCGUGUACUGCGGGUUCCCGCAUAUUCGUACAAGCAGGGAUAUACGAUAGAUUUUUGAAGGCGUUUACUGAACAUGCCUCGUCUUUGAAAGUCGGCGAUCCGUUUGCGCGAGACACUUACCAAGGUCCCCAAAUUUCGCAGACGCAAUUUGAGCGGAUCAUGGGAUACAUCAAGUCUGGUAAAGAGGAAGGUGCAACCGUUCACAUCGGUGGGGAACGUCAUGGGAAUGAGGGCUACUUUAUUCAACCGACCAUUUUCACGGAGUGCAAGCCGAAUAUGAAGAUCGUGCAGGAAGAGAUAUUCGGUCCCGUGGCUGCGAUCAUCAAGUUCGCCACGGAAGAGGAGGCCAUCGAGCAAGCGAAUAAUACUGUGUAUGGCCUUGCUUGCUCUGUCUUCACCAGAGACAUAGACAGAGCGAUUCGAGUCGCGCAUAGUAUCGAAGCUGGUACCGCAUGGAUAAAUUGUCACAACUCCUCUGAGUUGAGCGUUCCGUUCGGUGGUUUCAAACAGUCAGGCAUUGGGCGUGAGCUUGGCGAAUAUGCCUUGGAACACUAUACAAACCUGAAGGCUGUUCAUGUUAACAUUGGACACCGUCUUUGAAAGGCAGACAUUGAAAUAUCAUCCAAGUGAUGUCUGUUCAGAAAACGAAGUACCAGAAAGCGAACUUAAAAUGACUGAAUGUAUCUAUGCUACCAUUUCUAAUGUACAACAUUCUUUCUCUAAAAUCUGUGAAAUAUGGCAGUAUUAACCACAGUGCC
This is a messenger RNA of Suillus plorans, 1818 nucleotides long. RefSeq names its product putative 1-pyrroline-5-carboxylate dehydrogenase. The transcript has 12 exons. The coding region runs from base 161 to 1660 and encodes 499 amino acids. Gene Ontology annotation, molecular function: aldehyde dehydrogenase (NAD+) activity. NCBI's taxonomy places the organism in Eukaryota, Fungi, Basidiomycota, Agaricomycetes, Boletales, Suillaceae. The record is from RefSeq and is a predicted model, not a curated record.